This is a messenger RNA of Rana temporaria (common frog), 3170 nucleotides long. RefSeq names its product mitogen-activated protein kinase kinase kinase 2 (gene MAP3K2). The coding region runs from base 320 to 2185 and encodes 621 amino acids. The transcript is spliced from 17 exons. The record is from RefSeq and is a predicted model, not a curated record. Lineage: Eukaryota; Metazoa; Chordata; Amphibia; Anura; Ranidae. Gene Ontology annotation, molecular function: protein kinase activity; ATP binding; protein binding. Gene Ontology annotation, biological process: protein phosphorylation.
CCUUGUUGCUCCGCCCCGUGACGUCACGCGCUGUCUGGCCCAUCUCCGUCUUCCCGGGCGCUUCUCUCACCCGCCGAUAUCUGGGGGGACACCCGGAAUUACUGCACCCUCCGCUUCCCCCCCCUUCCCCACCGGCCCCGCCGCUUCGUCUGUGUGAGGAAUAUGUCCGCCAUCUUCUGAGGGAGCCCGGGCCUAAUGUGACGGCGGCCCCCGGGCCUGUGUGCCCCCCUGGGGGGCCGAGGAGUCCCUUCCGGUGAGGAGAGACUUCACUGCCCAUGGGAUCUCCUGCCUGAUAUACUGCUUCUUACCGGCUGCCAUUAUGGAUGAGCAGCAGGCCCUGGAUUCUAUCAUGCAGGAUCUGGUUGUCUUACACAAAGCCAGCAGACCUGCCCUGUCUCUGCAUGAAUCUGGCAGCUCCAAAUCCACCUCACCCAAGAAACAGAAUGAUGUCCGUGUUAAAUUUGAACAUCGUGGAGAGAAAAGGAUCCUGCAAUUUCCCCGGCCGGUUCUGCUGGAAGACCUUUUCACUAAGGCCAAGGUGGCCUUCGGGCAGUGCAUGGAUCUUCAUUACAGUAAUAACGAGCUGGUAAUACCGUUGAAGACACAAGAUGAUUUGGACAAAGCCGUUGAGUUGCUGGACCGAAGCUCUCAUAUGAAGAGCCUUAAAAUUCUGCUUGUUUCUCAUGUGCACACUCAGGUCCCCAGCCCUUGUGACAUGGAGCACAUGCCCUGCCUGGAGGACCUUGAUAACACAGUAUUUGGAGGAACGGAGAGGAAAGACAGGACUGCGAUUCCUGUUACUAGGGAUCGGAGUUCCCCUCCGCCAGGAUACAUUCCAGAGGAACUGCACCAUGUUGUUCGAAAUGGUUCCUUUACCAGCAUUAACAGUGAAGGGGAGUUCAUUCCAGAGAGCAUGGACCAGAUGUUGGACCCUUUAUCCCUGAGCAGUCCUGAAAACUCUGGCUCUGGCAGCUGCCCAUCUCUUGAUAGCCCUCUAGACGGUGAAAUCUACCACAAGUCCAGGAUGCCCAGGGCUCAGAGCUACCCUGACAAUUACCAGGAGUUCUCAGAAUAUGACAUUCCAGUGUUCGAAAAAUUUGGGAAAGGCGGCACCUACCCACGAAGAUACCACGUGUCUUAUCUACACCAGGAUUACAGUGAUGGCAGGAAAACCUUCCCAAGGGCCAGAAGAACCCAAGGGACCAACUUCCGUUCCCCGGUGAGCUUUAGCCCCACAGACCACUCCCUAAGCACCAGCAGCGGAAGCAGCGUCUUUACACCAGAAUACGAGGACAACCGGUUAAGGAGAAGAGGGAGCGACAUUGACAAUCCAACCUUGUCCGUGAUGGAUAUAAGUCCACCCAGUCGAUCGCCACGUGCACCGUCAAAUUGGAGGCUUGGAAAACUUCUCGGACAGGGGGCGUUUGGCAGGGUGUACCUGUGCUAUGACGCAGAUACUGGCAGAGAACUGGCAGUGAAACAAGUCCUGUUUGACCCAGACAGUCCAGAGACAAGUAAGGAGGUGAACGCUCUGGAGUGCGAGAUUCAACUGCUGAAAAAUCUGCUACACGAGCGCAUUGUACAAUAUUAUGGCUGCUUAAGGGACUGCCAGGAGAGGACGCUUUCCAUAUUCAUGGAAUAUAUGCCAGGGGGAUCAAUAAAGGACCAACUCAAGGCUUAUGGAGCACUAACAGAGUUCGUGACCCGGAAGUACACCCGCCAGAUUCUGGAGGGGGUGCACUAUUUGCACAGUAAUAUGAUUGUACAUCGAGACAUCAAAGGAGCUAACAUUCUGCGAGACUCUUCGGGGAAUGUAAAGUUGGGAGACUUUGGAGCCAGCAAACGUCUGCAGACCAUCUGCCUCUCUGGUACAGGUAUGAAGUCAGUCACCGGCACCCCCUAUUGGAUGAGUCCAGAAGUGAUCAGUGGGGAAGGGUAUGGGCGGAAAGCAGACAUCUGGAGCGUGGCCUGCACAGUUGUAGAAAUGCUGACUGAGAAACCACCCUGGGCGGAGUUUGAGGCCAUGGCCGCCAUCUUUAAAAUUGCCACCCAGUCCACCAGCCCGCAGCUGCCAGCACACGUAUCCGACCACACCAGGGACUUCCUUAAAAGGAUUUUUGUAGAGGCCAGAUUGAGGCCGUCGGCUGAAGAACUGCUAAGGCACACGUUUGCCCAGUGUCACUAGUGACGCCCCCCCCCCCCACCCCCCUCGUUCAGCUCUUCCUCUCCGCUGCGUCCUUCCAAAGCUGAUGGCACUUUACAAGCCAACUAAAGACACGUAUGGUAUUGACAAGAGAGAUGACCGAUGAUUCUCUCGAUUCUACUCCUCUUAUUGGAGGGCUCCUUGGACUGGUCACAGUAAAGACAAAGACUUCCUGAUGUUCAAAGCUUGGAACAUGGUACAUCUGCGUUACUCCAAGUCAAAGCACUUUAGAACAUUCUCAUUCCUUGUCCUUUUUUAGUAACGGGAACCUUCCGGGACGAAGGACACAAAACAAGUUGUGAAGGACAUGUAGACGCAGGUCGGCACAAGGCAGCUCCGUUUUUUAUUUUUUAAUAAUAAUUUUUUUUUUGUAGAUUAUGUACAAGCACUGCUUGGGAUCAGAGCUAUUUUUCGUUUUUUUUUUUUUUGUAUUCGUGUUCCGUUUUUGACCGGUAAUUCUGAUUCCAUGUGUAUGCAUAACCUGAUCCAUUGGCAAGCAUUAGCAAAACCGCAUUGCUGCAGGAGCAACCAACCUUCCGGGAUCCCCCACCUCCCCAAGCGAAAUAUACAGGCCCCACACCACUGUACCCUAAACCAAGCCCAUAUUGUGGAUGAAAUGCGUCGGAUGCAGAGUUACACCUUGCAGAGAAGACUGACUUUGAUGUGAAGUGCCACAGUGGAGUGCGGUCGGUGUGUGUUCUACUUAUCUGAUCCAUUGGGCUUCAUCCAUCUGGCAAAGAACGAAGUGCAAUAAGCCAACUGUCUGCUUUUUGUACGCUUUUUCGUUGCCGUUCGCAGUGCUUACCGAGCAAGCCUUUGAGGCUUUAAUACAAUCCCAAACUCACGUUCCAUCUGAUUUUAAUAGAUGAGGUAGGCAGGGUGGGGGUUGUAGGAUCAGAGGAACUUUCCUUAAACCUGUAAGGCCCUUUUCACACGUGCGGAGGACCUUUUUAGGCAGGGCUGUGGA